Messenger RNA from Lytechinus pictus (painted urchin), 3599 nucleotides. Its product is annotated as lengsin-like. Gene Ontology annotation, cellular component: membrane; cytoplasm. The record is from RefSeq and is a predicted model, not a curated record. Lineage: Eukaryota; Metazoa; Echinodermata; Echinoidea; Temnopleuroida; Toxopneustidae. The transcript is spliced from 3 exons. Gene Ontology annotation, molecular function: glutamine synthetase activity. Bases 299 to 1882 code for a protein of 527 amino acids.
AUGUUCUUAUCACUGAAACAUGGGCCGAAUCAGUUUUUCAGACCAACGAGUAUCUUCUCCAGUUAAUGUUCUAUCUAGAUUCCGUUUUGAAGUCCAAGGCACCUGCUACUAUGGCUCUAUUGUCAAAUCGGCCGUUGAGGAAUAUCGUCGAAGCCUAGCUAAAUCAAAAUCACAAAAAAAAACCAGUAUCGUCUUUAGACUUGGCUCAGCUGGUAGCAGAUAAACAUGAUAAAGGGGACCAAGACGCAUCUGUGUCUGAUCUUCGCCUUCUAUUCAUGUGCUGGUAGCUUUCGUUGGUAUGUUUAGAUGCGACGAACUCUGUUCGUAUGAAGGAUAUAUCUUCUAUUAUCAUAUGGCUUUGUACGUCCCAAGAAGGAAAAACAACAAGUACCACCAACGUCACAGUGUUCAUCGCCACAUCAGAGCAACAAUACUACGCACCAAAAUGGGUAUUGGAUCUUCUUCGCUGUGCUAUCAGGGAACAAAACGAUCUACGGUACUGGAGCUUUCUGAGGACAACAAUCACGGAGUUCAACGGAAAUAUGAUAUCGUUCAUCAGUCUGAAGAAUUAAUCCGCAUUAUAAACGAGGUUAAGGAGAAAGGAGUUAAGAUACUCCGCGUGGAAUUCACUGACAUCAAUGGCAUCACGCGAUGUAAGAUGGUAGCCGUAAACACUCUGGAAGAACUGUCAUCGACCCUAAAGAAGGGGGUUCUCUUUUCUCCGAUUUGCUUCAUGAAAGAUCCGGUAGGAGAAGGAUUCGAAUGUGAUUUCAAGAAAAACUAUUGGUUCUCUGAUAUGUGUGCCCUUCCAGAUCUGCGCACCUUUCGGGUUAUCCCUUGGCUUGAGGAUACGGCAGCGGUCUCAACAGUACUCUAUCACCUUAAUAUGAAAGACCCCGUGGUUGAGCAUCCGAGGAAUGUGGCGAACAAGCAACUCCAACGUUUGAAGGGUUUGGGGAUAUCACUGAUGAGUGCCUAUGAAUUGGAAUUCCGUCUUUGCGGCGACAGGGGUGAACAACUAGUUCAGGAACGAGUUGGAUUUUGUGCCAGUAGUAUCCUCCUUGCAACGGCCAGGGACUACAUCAAGCAGUUGUUUGAUUCUUUGCCGCGCGUCGGGGUAACUGUGGAUGCUAUACAUUCUGAGAGCCCCGACGGAUCUCUUGAAGUGUCUACGAAACCUUCAUUCGGAAUAAAGGCUGCUGAUGAGGCUGUUAUCUGCAAGGAUGCAUGUAAAGAAAUCGCUCUCUGCAACGGAUAUAAAGCACUAUUCAUUGCCGAUCCCGAUGGCACUGGGAGUGGGUUUACCCUUCAUUUGAACCAUUCUCUUUGGGACAAGUCUGGUAACGUGGUAUUCAACGCUACAACUGGUGACCUCACUGACACGGCUAAGCAUUGGAUUGCUGGUUUGCUUGCUCACGCACGGGCGUUGACACCCCUCAUGGCUUCCACCGUUAGCGGGAUCAAGAUGUUCGGUGCUUAUGAACUGGUCGAUUCGGUAGAACCGUCAUACAUUUCAUGGGGCAAACACAACCGCUCGGCUACUUUCCGCGUCAAGAAGAGCGAUGGACCAAGUGGAUCAUACAUAGAAAAUCGCCUUGGAAGGAUUGAUGCAGACCCAUAUCUUAUUCUUGCAGGUACCGUUGCUGCAGGAAUGGACGGUAUUAUCAACAAGAUACCUCUCCCAGAUGAAUGCACGGGAAACGCCCAUAAGGAUAUCCCUUCAAACACACCCAAAGUUCCCUGUGAUAUGAAGGAAGGUCUCGCAGCUUUGGUCCAAGAUAAAGUCCUUUGUGACGCCCUUGGCCAGGAAUUCAUUGACCUUCUAGUUGCUGCAAGAAAACACGGAAUUGCACUUUCCAAAGAAGAAAAGAUGAAAAAUUAACACGAUUUUGUUCAAAUGCUAAUUCGUUUAUUUCCACUUUUUUUUAACGAGGUAAUUCGCCUCGAGAAUCAAAUGUUUUUUUUUUAACAUUAAAAACUACAAUGUAACAAAUAACAUAAGCCUUAAACCAUGAAUGUGAUUAGGAACGGUAUCAAAUAUCCAUCACAGCUGUGACCUGCCACAUCAAAUCCAACCAGAAGCGGCCAAAAUUGAAUUUUGAGAAUUUCACCAAGCUUGAUAAAGCACAUCCUAACCUUCAAAGUGAAUUAUAACUUGACAGAAUUAAUCUACAAUAGCCCUAAUAGUUCUUGAUUGAAUGUAAAAGAAAGUCAGUGAAAGGUCCAAAGAAUACGGAUAAAACAAGGUUUAAAGUUCAGGGUUGAGUCAAGCAUGAGACCACUUCGUGAUCUCUAUGAAACUUCCAAGGAAAUUCUGCUAAAAACUUCUUUAUCAGGUCUUUUUUUUACUUCAUGACUUCAAAUCUUAACGUUAUGAAGAAGACGGGUUCCUUCUUGAGAUAAGCUGAUUUCUAGUUUUAAUUUUUAAAGAAAAAAAAAUCUUUUGACGGAGAACCUUCCCUGGAGUUGGCUAGUCACGAUAUAUAUUGGACUUUCUUAUUAUAAUAUCAUAAUCUUUCUUCAGUUUUCGUAUUUAUUGGAUUAGAAAUCACAAAAGAUAUGUCUUCCUUGUGUUUAUUUCAAGUCUGUUCACUUGUAACCUUAUUUGCAUUUUUCUAUUUUAGCAUUGAGGGCUAUGCCUAAUUUGAUGGGAUCCUUAUGGAGUAAUAUCAUCUUUUAUUGUCUGUAAAUAAUGUAAAACAGUUUGUUUGUUUUAUAUUAUUUCUAAGGAGGAUUUUAGUAUUAUCAUUUUUUUUGCAAUUCUGUAUAUGGGUGAAAAACACGGAAGCAAUAUAAACAUAUUUGAUCAAUUACAUGUACAUCAGCUUUGGCAACUCCUUUACUGUGAAAUCAAUAUAAUAUAGUAUCAUUAAUGUAUAAUAUUAUGGUGUUUCUUCAAUUUUACUAUUCCUUGGCUUAGAAAUCAUAAAAUAGGUCUUCUUUGUUUCUAUCUAAAGUCUGUUUUCUUUAACAAAAGUUUAAUUUUUCCAUUUUAGUAUCUAGAACAUUGAAUAUUUAGAAGGGAUUCUUAAGAAAUAAAAAUAAUAUUAUAUUGUCUUUAAGUAUAAGUUUGCUUUUUUUCUUUUGGUAAUUUUUAAGGAAUUAGCAUUAUAUAUGUAAUUUCUUUAAGGGUUAUGGUGUUAUAAUAUUUUUAUUAUACAAUAAAUGUAUAUAUUGGUAACGGGAAAAAUAUGAACAAAUUUGAUGAAUUACAUGUGACAGCUCUUGCAACUAUCUUAUUUAAACAUGUGAAAACAAUGCUAAGAGUAUUACUGAUGUCAUGGAUGUAUAAUGUUAUGGUGUUUCUUCACUUUUCGUAUUUCGUGGCUUAGAAAUCAUUAUGUCUUCUUUGAGUCUAUUUAAAGUCUGUUCAUUUGUAAUCGCAAUUUCUAUUUUUUUAUUUCAGGAUUUAGGGCAUUGCCUAAUUGGACGAUAACCUCUACAAUUGUUUAAAUAAAAUCUCUGAUAUCGUCUGUGAAAAACGUUAAAGUUUGGUUGCUUUGUAUUGACAAUUUUGAAGGUCUUCGUGAUUUUUGUUUACUUUUUGAGGGUUUUAAUGUUAUCAUUUUAUAAACAUGUAUAAUGGUAAAAAAAGGGAA